AUGGAGGGAGGAGCACUUCAACAAAAGACGGUCAAGAACUGGUUCCCCGUCGCCAAAACGCUACACAGCUUCAAGAUAGAGAUCGGUACGAAGUUUGAUUUUGUGGACACGUUAAAGGAGCUGGUCCUGCAGAUGUAUUCAAUCGAGAGGGCGUUCGCUACGAAAAGGAAGAACUUCAGAAUCAAACGUCGCUUCAAUGGCAAGUGCUUCUACUGCAAGAAGUCAGUGCACAAAGUGUUCGAGUGGCGCAAGAAGAAAGCGCACGAUAGAUGUGGCCAUGUGGCGCAAGCUCAAGCGUCAGACAUUGCGUUCACGACUGAAAGUGCGAUGACCAAAUUAGCAUGGCACGUCAAUUCUAGUGCAAGUUCGCACAUAACCAGCGUCUGGGACAAGUUCGUGUCCAUGAAGGACUGA
Phytophthora nicotianae INRA-310 is the source of this 414-nucleotide messenger RNA. RefSeq lists its product as hypothetical. The coding region runs from base 1 to 414 and encodes 137 amino acids. Lineage: Eukaryota; Oomycota; Peronosporomycetes; Peronosporales; Peronosporaceae. The transcript is spliced from 3 exons. The record is from RefSeq and is a predicted model, not a curated record.